Bufo bufo (common toad) is the source of this 1047-nucleotide messenger RNA. It is a transcript of the gene GPR139, whose product is annotated as G protein-coupled receptor 139. NCBI's taxonomy places the organism in Eukaryota, Metazoa, Chordata, Amphibia, Anura, Bufonidae. Gene Ontology annotation, cellular component: membrane. Gene Ontology annotation, biological process: G protein-coupled receptor signaling pathway. The transcript is spliced from 2 exons. Gene Ontology annotation, molecular function: neuropeptide receptor activity. Bases 1 to 1047 code for a protein of 348 amino acids. The record is from RefSeq and is a predicted model, not a curated record.
AUGGAGCACAAUCAUAUCUACAACAGCUCUCUCCUGUCUCACAAGUAUGGCUGUGGAUUGGGAUAUGUACCUGUUAUCUACUACAGCCUCUUGCUUUGUCUAGGAUUACCAGCGAACAUUUUGACGGUGAUCAUCUUGUCUCAGCUUGUGGCCAGAAGACAAAAGUCCUCUUACAACUAUCUCUUGGCCUUGGCUGCAGCAGACAUCAUGGUACUGUUCUUUAUUGUGUUUGUGGACUUCCUUCUAGAGGACUUCAUCCUUAAUAAGCAGAUGCCUCAAAUUCUGAACAAGGUGAUUGAAGUUCUGGAGUUUUCUUCCAUACAUACAUCUAUUUGGAUUACAGUCCCAUUAACCAUUGAUAGAUAUAUAGCAGUUUGCCACCCUCUGAAAUAUCACACUGUUUCCUUCCCAGCUCGUACAAGGAAAGUAAUUGUAAGUGUAUACAUCACUUGUUUUUUGACUAGCAUCCCUUACUAUUGGUGGCCCAACAUAUGGACUGAGGAUUACACAAGCACGUCUCUACAUCACAUUCUUAUCUGGAUACAUUGUUUCACAGUCUACUUGGUUCCAUGUUCCAUUUUCUUCGUUCUAAAUUCCAUCAUCGUCUACAAGCUCAGAAGGAAAAGCAACUUUCGUCUUCGAGGGUACUCCACUGGGAAAACAACUGCUAUUUUAUUCACGAUAACAUCCAUCUUUGCCAUCCUUUGGGCACCACGAAUAAUUAUGAUACUCUACCAUCUCUACGUAUCUCCUAUACACAAUAGUUGGCUGGUGCACAUAGUUACGGACAUUGCCAACAUGUUAGCGCUCCUGAACACUGCAAUUAAUUUCUUCCUCUACUGCUUUAUAAGUAAAAGAUUUCGCACAAUGGCCGCCGGGACGCUCAAGGCAUUUUUCAAGUGCCAGAAACAACCAGUUCAGUUUUAUACGAAUUAUAACUUCUCUAUCACCAGUAGCCCUUGGAUUUCACCGGCCAAUUCUCACUGUAUUAAAAUGUUCGUCUAUCAGUACGACAAGAAUGGUAAACCGGUGAAAAUUUCACCAUGA